Monomorium pharaonis (pharaoh ant) is the source of this 2795-nucleotide messenger RNA. RefSeq names its product F-box/LRR-repeat protein 7 (gene Fbxl7). Gene Ontology annotation, biological process: SCF-dependent proteasomal ubiquitin-dependent protein catabolic process. The record is from RefSeq and is a predicted model, not a curated record. Lineage: Eukaryota; Metazoa; Arthropoda; Insecta; Hymenoptera; Formicidae. Bases 777 to 2132 code for a protein of 451 amino acids. Gene Ontology annotation, cellular component: SCF ubiquitin ligase complex. The transcript is spliced from 2 exons. Gene Ontology annotation, molecular function: protein binding.
UUCGAAACAAAUAAUAUUUAUAUUUUUAAUUUCCAUUUUUAAUCUAUUUUCUAUCUUUUUCUAGUUUUCAGAAUUAAAAGAAAUCUAUAUUGACAGAAGUGAAUAUAAGACAUAAUGUCAUACAGUCGCCAUUUUGUCAACGCAUUGCUUGUCCAAAUCGUCGAGAACGUACAUGAUUACAUGUUAUUUAUUAUUAUUUGUUACGCUUAUUUUUUUUCUUUCAUAUAAAUUUUUCGAGUCUUUUUAUGUAUUUCUUUAUUAUGUAAAAUUCAUCGUUUAUGUUUGCGCGAAAUCUGACAAAUCUUUCGACGCUACAGACCCGAUUUUGCGCCAAUCAGACGAAGCGCUUUUCACAACGAACCUUUCAUCUUGGGCCCGCUAGAAGUCCCGGUUGAUCAACUCAGAGAGGUGAAAAGAGAGGGGAGUGGUCGAUUGCAUUGGGUAGUGUUGGGGCCCCUUAAGUGUGUCGGGGGGGAUGGGGGCCUGUCAUAUGUCGGAUUUUCUAUUCCACGUCCGCGAAACGCGAUCGCGUAUGUUUGUCGAGCAGUUAUACGAGCGAUUCGACGAAUUCCAGGACAAGUGCGAUCGUCGAGCGGACCCCAUUCUGCACGGUUCGUUGGUCUCUCACGAGUGAAACGCGCUUGGGCCCUGCAGCUGCUUCAAGAGUUGGAAUGCGGGAUCAACAUGGAGGAGGUGGCGAAUAGAUCGAUAUUGCUCGGUGAUGUCACGCACGGUCGCUGACUCUCCCGUCCGGCAUCCCGUUAACGGAGCAUGGAAUGGAAGGAUCAUGCCCACUCCUCUUUCCCAGCUUCGGGGAGCAGAGCGACUCUGAGCGGGGAGGAGGCUACUCGUCGCAGAAGGUCGGCGUUUAUCGGCCAGGCGCAGACGCCAUCGACUUGGGCUAUCACACCCUCGACAACAAUGCCUGCCGUACCACGUCGUCAUCGUCCUCGUCAACCCCGGGCGUGUCGUCCAGCACGCCGACUCGUCAGCAGCAACAGCAACUAUCGCAGCCUAAUAAGCAUCAUCUGGUUCACGUCGCGGUCAACGACCUCUGCCAGCUCGAUGACAAUCUGCUGCUGAGGAUCUUCAGCUGGCUCGACACCCGCGACCGCUGCUCUCUGGCGCAGACCUGUCGACGCCUCUGGGAGAUCGCGUGGCAUCCGGCGCUCUGGCGAGAAGUCGAGGUGCGUUAUCCACAGAAUGCCACCGCGGCGUUGAACGCGCUGACGCGUCGUGGCUGCCACACCUGCGUCCGUCGUCUGGUCCUGGAAGGCGCCACCGGGUUGCCUGGUAUCUUCGCGCAAUUACCAUACCUCAGUUUGACCUCCUUGGUGUUGCGACACUCACGUCGGGUCACCGACGCCAACGUCACCACGGUGCUGGACAGCUGCGCUCAUCUUAGAGAACUCGACUUGACCGGUUGUCCUAAUGUCACUCGCGCCUGCGGUCGUACCACCAUCCUGCAGCUGCAGUCGCUCGAUCUCAGCGACUGCCACGGCGUCGAGGAUUCCGGCCUGGUGCUGAGCGUGUCACGCAUGCCGCACCUGGGAUGUCUUUACCUACGUAGAUGCAGCCGCAUCACCGACGCCAGUCUGAUCGCCAUCGCUUCCUACUGCGCCAGCCUGCGUCAGCUGUCGGUGUCAGAUUGCCUGAAAGUCACAGACUUUGGGGUGCGCGAGCUGGCGGCGCGUCUCGGCCCGUCGCUCCGCUACUUCUCCGUAGGCAAAUGCGACCGCGUGUCCGACGCUGGUCUGCUGGUCGUCGCUCGUCAUUGCUACAAGCUGCGCUAUCUGAACGCCCGCGGUUGCGAGGCACUCAGCGACAGCGCGACCAUCGCCUUGGCGCGCGGCUGUCCGCGUAUGCGCGCCCUGGACAUAGGUAAAUGCGACAUCGGCGACGCGACCCUCGAGGCACUCUCCACCGGAUGCCCGAACCUGAAGAAGCUAUCCUUGUGCGGAUGCGAAAGGAUUACCGAUGCCGGUCUUGAGGCGUUGGCCUACUACGUACGUGGCCUGCGGCAGCUCAACAUCGGCGAGUGUUCCCGGGUCACAUGGGUCGGCUACCGCGCCGUCAAACGUUAUUGCCGACGUUGUGUCAUAGAGCACACUAAUCCUGGAUUCUCCAGUUGAUGUAAUCCAAUUAUCUUUGCUCAUAGCUCGACGUAAUAUAAGGAAGUAUUCUUGGAAAAAAAAAAAAAGAGUACUCCGAGAAGAGAAGAAUAUCCCGACAAGGAAUUCUCUGGAAAAGGGACUUUGAGAUAUAUCCUGAGAAUAUUAAAAAUGAGGAAAUAUAUUGAUAUACAUAUAUUGAGAAAAAUAUAUUCUUUAGUAUAAUUUUUUAGAAAAAUUUAAACAAUAUUCUCAGGAUAUUCAUUAAUUUUGUAUCACUAAUCUCAAGUGCCAGAGUGUAAUAUAAUGGAAGUUUAUAGAGAAUUGUAAACCUAAUUUUUUAAUCAGAAUUUGUGCGAUGAUAAAUGUUAUUCUUUUUGAGACGUCGAUGAAAAAAAAAACGACGUGAAAUGAGUUGCCAAUUUUGGGAGUUAAUAACUCUUGUAUUUAUCUGUAUUUAUUAGAAAACGCCGCUUUUUAUCGUUCGCAUAUUUGUAAAAAGAUUAUUUCAUGAUUGGUUGUAAAAAUAUAUAUACAUAUAUUCUGCUUCAAAAGUCAUGCGUGCUAUUUAUUGUUUUCAUAAUUUAAUGCUCUGCGUAAUGAUAAUGAAUCGUUUGUACUCUGUAACAUUGUUUUGUAAUUUAUUGUAAUAACGAUAUGACAUUAAAUACUCUCAUUUCUUAA